AUGGCGACAAUUGCGAUGCAGAAACGGAUGAACUUGGAGAUGAAUUCUUUGCAAAUGAUUAUGGAGCGGAAGAGGUUGGAUGACCUCGACGAGGCGCUCAAACAAGCAGACGAGCAGAUCAAAACGUUUCGCAUGUCCACCAAGAAAACCGCGGUCGAUUUGUUGAAUCAGCAUCGCUUUACAGCACAGCCGGCUAAAGCUCGAACAGAUGGCAUCGACCCCUCAAAGCUAGCGGAAACUUCUCGGAAGAAGCUGAUAUCGUCCUUUGAACAUCGGCUCAACAAUAUGCGAAUCCGGCUUUCUCAGACGGAGAAUCAUAACGAGAAGCUCAAGUCCCAGAUUGAUUCUUUGCGGAGGCACAGAAUGACCUCGAAUAAGUCUCGUGAGAAAAUAGAAAAAUCUAUAAAAGAGAUAAAACGCCUUGUAGAGGGUGUGCUCGAACGCAGUCGUGGUGUUUCAGAGGCGCGGGAGAAUGUAAUCGAACAACUACAUGAGUUGCAUCGACAACAAAACGAGGAUAGAGAUAGAUUUUCUGAGCAGAUGAAAGCAUUAGCUGAAUUCAUCGACAAGCAGAAUCGGGAGUUCGAAGAAUCCAUGGCAGCAGCCGCCGUUUCAACAACACGGGGGGGGGCGGACGAGGAGCCCUUGACGCGUGGACUCAUGACUAUUGAAGAGGAAAAAAUGAAAACAGAGCUUGUCGAGGAGCUAACCAAGCAGAUAGAAAACGAAAAAAUUUCAAUGCAACAUACAGAGGCGAAGAUCGCCCUGUACCGGACUUCUUUUGACGAACUCAAGCGAGUAAGUGGAAUUGAUGAUUUGAAAGAGAUUGUUCACAAGUAUGUCAAGUCAGAAGAGGAAACCUUCUCCCUUUUCAAUUAUGUUCAAGCCCAAAACCAAGAGACCGAUUGGACUCUCGAGCGUCAUACGCGCCUUGAGGAAGAGAUUAAGUCAUAUGAGGAGAAAUUAAGUGAUGAAGAGGCCCAGCGCGCUGAGGCCAUGGCUGAUCUCCAAGGCAAAUGGCGAAACGCGAAGGAAGCUACAGACGAGUGCAGUCACGCGGCCCAAGAAGCACAGCGCACACUGGAGCGUAUCGCCAAAAAGGUCCAAUCUCUAUUCUUCAAAAUCCAAUGUGAUCAGCUGACAACAGGAGCUCGCGAGACUAAGGGCACUAAAGGAGCUGCUCAGAAAGCCAAUAUUGGUCGUCCUGACAGUCGCCUUGCAUUGCUAUCUGGCCAGGGUGUUACCGAGUCGAAUAUUCUCGCGUAUGCCGAGCUCAUCGAGCAACGCGCUCUUGAGAUCAUGUCAGACUACACACGUCGUAUGAACCACCAAGAGCAACGUCACAUGACGCCUGUACUUGAUCCGAGUCGCAGCAUUAGUAUUGUUAAUCAACAGGACCAGAUAAAAGCCCCUGACAUCGAUGCCGAUGAUGAGGAAGAUAAUGAAGACGACGGUCGCCCAAUUGCCCUCGAAGAGAUGCGUCGUCGAACUGCAGAGAGGAUAUCAAAAAAGCACCAGGCUAUGCGCCUUGGCGUGAAACGACGAGACCACCAGGCUCAGAACAAAGGCUCGUCUACUGCAAGAGCCACCAAGCAAAAUUAA
Aureococcus anophagefferens is the source of this 1602-nucleotide messenger RNA. RefSeq lists its product as hypothetical. The transcript is spliced from 2 exons. Lineage: Eukaryota; Pelagophyceae; Pelagomonadales; Pelagomonadaceae. The coding region runs from base 1 to 1602 and encodes 533 amino acids. The record is from RefSeq and is a predicted model, not a curated record.